This is a messenger RNA of Rhizoctonia solani, 1152 nucleotides long. RefSeq lists its product as uncharacterized. Bases 1 to 1152 code for a protein of 383 amino acids. Lineage: Eukaryota; Fungi; Basidiomycota; Agaricomycetes; Cantharellales; Ceratobasidiaceae. The record is from RefSeq and is a predicted model, not a curated record. The transcript is spliced from 7 exons.
AUGGCCAAUCCCAUUGCGGCUGCCAUUGCCCAAGCUCAAGAAACAAUUCUUGCUCAACUAAACACUCUUUGGACCAGUCUGGGAGCAAAUGUAUCUGAUAGCCUACCUGUUCAUCCCCCUGCCCCCAAUCUUCCAGCUAGAGCCCAAGUUCUGCCACCCAUUAUUUUACUUAACUCAUCUAUUAGUGAAACUUCUGGGCCUGAACUUGACCAGGAGCUAGCUUGUCUGGGUCACAUCAAGAACCUGGCCCAAGCUCCAGGACAUAUGUUAAAUGUCUUACAAACAGGGCUUACAUCGGAACAAGCGUUAUUGCUACGAAACCUGCUCGACUCAUACAAGAAUCUACCUCCGCUCCUCAAGCAGGUCAUUAAUCGAAGCGACUCUACCCCCUCCGCCAACAGGUACAAGAAAAAGUGGAUGCCAUGUAUCAUGGCGAUAAUGAUCUGGCAAAAAUGCUACGAAGACAUGGUCAGGGCGAUGGAGAACGCUGCUUACAGCGAUACAUAUCCCUCUCUAGGCCAAACAACGCGAGAUAAAGAUGCCUUGCCUACCACCAAAGCACGUUCUAAGCCCACCCGGAACACGACUAACAAGCAGAACAAUCAAGAUAAGUAUUUUUACUCGUACAAUGCCUCGGCGGAAACCAAAAAGGUUCGCAAAAAGGCCAGGAAUGAGUAUGAUGAAGAGCAAAUUACCGCAAAAAAGCGUAAACCCGGAAAGACGACUAGGGAUGUUGGUUUUGAGGAAGAGGAAGAGGAUGAAACGGAUGAAGGUUGGUUUGACCAGAAAAACCUAUUACUAUGGCUGCAUAUGGGCAGUCGCUCAAAGAAAUUCAACAAUGCACAAGGGAAUAUAUUCAACUCGAUCCGCUCAAAAACCAGCGCGCACUCGAGAACGUUGUGCGAGCGCGGUAUGACUCCAGUGGAGCUUGAACACAAAGCCAAGGCCGCCGGCAACAAACUACACAAGGAGAUUGAGAUACUAAAAUUUUGGCACGCUGACAAGGAAGCUGAUGACAUCAACCUUCAAACACAGCUCGCCCAGGUUCAGAUUAUACUCGAGAAGCAGAUAGGAUAUCGGAAUGCCGUCGAGACCAAACUCGUAGAGGUCAAUAUAAGACUGUCCGAAGAGGAUUAUGCCAAUGGAAACUAA